This is a messenger RNA of Lactuca sativa (garden lettuce), 2955 nucleotides long. RefSeq names its product scarecrow-like protein 9. Lineage: Eukaryota; Viridiplantae; Streptophyta; Magnoliopsida; Asterales; Asteraceae. The record is from RefSeq and is a predicted model, not a curated record.
CCUUCUUGUUCAAUUUUCCAUUUCCCAAAUCCCAACCCUCAAUUUCUUUUGAACAAAGAUGACAUCUAUAUUUUUUGUUACAUUACAUGGUUCAACAUUGGCUCCAAUAGUUGACUUUAUUCGGUGAGGUCAGCAGGGACGAUUGAGCAGCUUCAUAUAUAAAUGUUGGUGGUCAAUGUUCAAAGUUCAAUGCUCAAUGCACCAUAUCUGCUUUUUCUCCUCAAAGGAAACAUCUCUCUCCCUCUCUCCUUUGUUGAAUCCAAUUUCGUUUCCACCAAACCAGUUACUCUUUGCAGUGCUGCACAUACUUCAUUUGAUUCGACUACUGAUACUGUCUCUCUGUGAAUGGUGUGCAUCCACAGCUUCAACACCGUGUUCCACACACUUAAUUGUGUCCAGAGCUUUUAAAUCCAACAUCCAUUUUUAUCCAGUUGAUGUGAAUGGAUCCAGGACCUGGUAGAUUUGGUAGUUUGGCGGAUGGAAAUGGAUUUCAAUUCGGGAAUCAAAGUGUUACCGUAUUACCUGAUGAAAAAGCCCUAGAUACUCGCUCCCGGUUCGACAAUACGUUUUCGAUCUAUAAUCCCGUCAAUGACGUGAAUGCGUACCAGAAUCAACUCAAUUUCAGAGGUAUACAAUUUGAUCCUCCAACCAAUUCCUCGUCGCCAGUUGUCACUUCGAGUCUGGAUGACGAGCUUCAUGAAGAUUGCGAUCUGUCGGAUGCGAUCUUGGGAUAUAUCAGUCAGGUGCUUAUGGAAGAAGAUAUGGAGGACAAGUCUUGUCUACUUUACGAGUCUUUAGAUCUUCAAGCUGCGGAGAAGUCCUUCUAUGAUGUCCUUGUCGAGAAGUACCCUCCAUCACCAUCCUUAUCCUAUGAUGAAGGUUUGUUUUCUGUUGACCAGUAUAUACAGAGCCCCCAUGAUAGUCCUUUAUCACAUCAUAACAAUACAUAUGUUGGUAAAUUCACUAAUGGUAGUAUUGAUUACUUACAUGAUGACUCAAAUCUACGAAAUAUUGGUGAUCGUAAUGUACCAUGUACAUCAGUAAGUUCAUCAAACAGUGGAAAUAACAUAAUCGAUGUAGAUUCUCAUCCAACCACUUUUCAGGUCUCUGAGAUUUGUGAUGAGAAUCAAAUGACAAUGACGAUGAACUUUAACAAGGGUGUAGAAGAAGCCAAUAAGUUUCUUCCUAGUAACAACAGACUGUUAGCUGAUUUCAAUGGAGGUGGUGCAUAUGCAUUUUUGCCCAAAUCUCAGGAUACUGAAAGUGAUGAACUGAGAACCAUUCCAACAAGGGUGAGGAAAAUCCCUUCUGAUAUAGGGACCGAAGAAAGGAGUAUCAAGCAGGCUGCAAUCUACGGAGAUUAUACUGUAAGAACCAAAGAGAUUGACUUAAUGCUCCUAGAUUCCAUGGGAGAAGGUGAUGUAGCUUUACGCAUGUUUCGCAACACCCUGCAAAACGAAACAAACAAAGACAAACUCAAAGACAAAGAACCAAAAUGUCUAACAAGAAGCCGAAGGAAAGGUGUUCGUAAGAAACAAAACAAAAAGGAAGUGAUCGAUUUAAGAAGCCUAUUAGUGACAUGUGCACAAGCUGUUGCUGCAGAUGACAGAAGGAAUGCAAGUGAGCUUCUGAAACAAAUCAAACAACACGCUUCACCUUUUGGCGAUGGGAAUCAAAGGUUAGCUCAUUGUUUCGCUAAUGGUCUUGAAGCACGCUUAGCUGGCACUGGUAGCCAAAUUCAUAGAGGUCUAGUCAGCAAGAAAACAUCUGCUGGUGAUUACAUUAAAGCAUACCAUCUCUACGUUGCGUCUUCCCCUUUUAGAAAGAUUUCAAAUUAUGCAUCAAACAGGACAAUUCAAGAUAUGGCUCUAAACGCAACAAGGGUGCACAUCAUUGAUUUCGGAAUCCUGUAUGGAUUCCAAUGGCCCACUUUCAUCCAACGUAUUUCACAGAGACCCGGUGGGCCCCCAAGUGUGAGAUUAACCGGAAUUGAAUUUCCACAACCGGGAUUCCGUCCCGCAGAAACAAUCGAAGAGACCGGCGCUAGGUUAAAAGAGUACGCUAAUCACUUCAAAGUUCCAUUCGAGUAUACUCCAAUUGCAAAACGAUGGGAGUGUGUGAAUGUUGAGGAUUUAAAAAUCGAAAAAGGUGAGUUUUUAGUGGUGAAUUGUAUGUAUCGAUCGAAGAAUUUGCUCGAUGAAACUGUUGGAGUGGAUAGUGCUAGAAACGUGGUUUUGAAUCUGGUAAAGAAGAUAAAUCCGAAUGCGUUUAUCCAUGGGAUUUUAAACGGGUCAUAUAACGCCCCGUUUUUUGUGACCCGAUUUAGGGAAGCGCUUUUCCAUUUCUCGGCUUUGUUUGAUAUGCUUGAAACGAAUGUGCCACGUGAGCGACCUGAAAGGAAGCUUCUAGAAGGGGAGUUGUUCGGAAAAGAAAUUAUGAAUGUUGUCGCGUGUGAAGGGUGGGAGAGAAUUGAAAGACCCGAAACGUAUAAACAGUGGCAUGUUCGUAAUUUGAGAGCAGGGUUUGUUUCUGUUCCUUUUUCACGAGCGAUUAUGAAAUUGGCAAGAGAGAAAGUGGGAUUGUAUCAUAAGGAUUUCUUGAUAGAUUUUGAUAAUGAUUGGCUUUUACAGGGAUGGAAAGGUCGAAUCAUUUAUGCCAUUUCUUGUUGGAAAUCCGCGUGAAAAAGAAAUACCAAAGAUUUCAACUACUACAUCUGAUCUGACUCACAGUUUAGGAGCUAGUAAAACAAUUUUUGCUUCUACAUGGAAGUUUUUUUGGCUGUUUUUUAGGUUGUGAAUUGUGAUGUGUUUUGCAUAUAGUAAUUUCUAGUGUGAAUCAUGAUUCAUUUGUUGAUCUUUGUGUGCUAGAUUUGUGGGAUUUGGAUGGAAUUGGAAUUCAAAUUCAGUUCCACGCCUUGUUUGCAAAUGAGUAUGGAAUUUAUGUAAUCUUUUGACA